AUGGCGACGACAUCUCAGCCCCCCUUGCGAUUCACCACGCAUCACAACCUUGUCUAUCGCCUGGUCCUCUCAACCUUGACCGGCCACACAGUCCACAUCUCGCAAAUUCGCUCCUCCUCACCCACAAAUCCUGGUCUGGCGCCGCACGAGAUUUCUUUCCUGCGCCUGCUCGAAGCUGUCACCAAUGGCUCCCAAAUGGAAAUUUCGUAUACCGGUACGAUUCUUGUGUACAAGCCGGGCUUGAUCACUGGUAGUGCCACCGGCGUCGGUGCUAGCGGCGGCGUGAUCACACAUGAACUUCCUUCAAACUGCAAUCGCGGGUUGAGUUAUUUCUUGAUUCCACUAUGCCUGCUGGCACCGUUUUCGAAAGCACCUCUGAAGGUCCUUUUCACCGGACCCGGCGUGAUUACUUCCUCGACCCCAACAGGCGAUAUGUCUGUCGACAGCGUUCGAACCGCGAUCCUUCCCUGGUACAACCAGUUUGGAAUGUUCAACAACGUCGAGCUGCGCAUUUUGAAACGCUCCAACCCCGGUCCCAACGGCCGCGGCGGCGGCGGUGAGGUUCAAUUCACUUUUGGCCAUCAGAUUCGCCUACCCAAGACCCUGCAUCUUAUGAACCCGGGCCGUAUCAAGCGCGUCCGCGGUGUCGCAUACGCGGUUGGUGUGUCCGGUUCCAACAACGCCCGCAUGAUCGAGUCUGCCCGUGGCAUCCUUAACCCGCUCAGCCCGGACACUUAUAUCUUCUCCGACGUCUCAUCCGCGCCCCUCGUGUCCGCGCCGGAUAAGAACAACGCCAAUGCUAAGAAGAAGAUCGGUCUCGGCUUCGGUCUAUCUCUCGUCGCCGAGUCUUCAACCGGCUGUCUCUUCUCCGCCGAUGUUGCCUCCCCGCCUUCUGGCGGUGAAGCCCCUGAAGAUAUUGGCAAGAAGUGUGCUUUCCAGUUGCUCGAGACUAUUUCCAAGGGCGGCUGUGUCCCACCGGCUGCGGCUACGACUAUGUUGACUCUUAUGACUAUGGGCUCCGAGGAUGUGGGUCGUCUGCAGGUUGGUCGUGAGGUUAUUGCCGACCCUAAUAUGAUCCAGCUCGCCCGUGAUCUGGCUAAAUUUGGUGCUCCCGGCUGGGGCAUCCGGGAUGCUGCUGGUGAAAACGAGGAUGGCGAUGUGAUCGUCAGUGUGGUUGGUCGUGGAAUUGGCAACGUCGGCAGGAAGGUUGCUUAA
Penicillium daleae is the source of this 1215-nucleotide messenger RNA. RefSeq names its product RNA 3'-terminal phosphate cyclase-like protein. NCBI's taxonomy places the organism in Eukaryota, Fungi, Ascomycota, Eurotiomycetes, Eurotiales, Aspergillaceae. The record is from RefSeq and is a predicted model, not a curated record. Gene Ontology annotation, cellular component: nucleolus. The transcript has a single exon. Gene Ontology annotation, biological process: endonucleolytic cleavage of tricistronic rRNA transcript (SSU-rRNA, 5.8S rRNA, LSU-rRNA); ribosome biogenesis. Gene Ontology annotation, molecular function: RNA endonuclease activity. Bases 1 to 1215 code for a protein of 404 amino acids.